AUGACCCAACAAAUGGCAGACCAAUUUGGUGCCACAAUAUACUCCCCCCCUCCCAGCUACAUGGACUUGUAUUCUGUAGUACCUAGUGAUGAUUUUAUUCACAAGCAAACUAACAUCAAGGCAACCUCACGCAAUGUCAGUAUUGCAAGGGAGGCCAAUAUUUGUUGCCAAGCACAUACAGUACCUUCCCCUCAACCUGCACAGUCUGCUUCCCCCCUGACCUCUCUUACUGAUGGUCAUGGUGUCACCGUGAGUAGUGAUACAUCUUCGCUCACACUCCCACAUGUGAAUAGUCGCCACUCCUCUCCCUUGCCAGGUGGCAGUGGUGCAAGCAGCAACUCAUCAUCGCUCCCACUUCUGCUUCCAAACAGCCAUCAGACCUCUCCCUUUUCUGCUAGUCCUGUGAGUAGUGAUACCACAUCACUCCCACUGAGCCACCAGUCCUUACCCUUUCUGGGUGAUCCUCCUUCACAACACCCUGCGCACCUCAAUGACCUUUUUUAUGCUCAUUCAAGCACACAGCCUCCAUGGCCAGGUCAUGAUACCACACACAACUUUAAUUUUAUGAUAGACGACUCAUUUCCCUCUAUGCUGCUCUCAGACCCAGUCAUGGGAAUGACUGCAGCCAGUGGUCAGAAUGAGACGCAGUGGGCCAACCCUCUGCCUCCCCUCAAUCUCAUCCCUCCAACACCAUUGAAGGAUAUUGACAAUACGGCUCUGCAUGGCACCCUAGGCAGUAACACAUUUACCAGGGUGUCUAGUCAACAAUUGGACUUAAGCUACUACCCCUCCAAUGCCCACACUUGA
Messenger RNA from Suillus subaureus, 807 nucleotides. RefSeq lists its product as uncharacterized. The transcript has 2 exons. Bases 1 to 807 code for a protein of 268 amino acids. NCBI's taxonomy places the organism in Eukaryota, Fungi, Basidiomycota, Agaricomycetes, Boletales, Suillaceae. The record is from RefSeq and is a predicted model, not a curated record.